Messenger RNA from Blepharisma stoltei, 1104 nucleotides. Lineage: Eukaryota; Ciliophora; Heterotrichea; Heterotrichida; Blepharismidae. The record is from the annotation of a GenBank genome assembly.
AUGUUAGUUUUUUUGUAUAAUAUUAGCUUCCAAAAAAUGUUUAUUAAGAAUCAACUAUACCCACUUCCAUGGGAUGAACCGAAAAAGAAAAUCCGAAUAAAAACUUCGAAAUAUUUUCAUGAAAAAGACCAACUAUGAGGAUCUUUGGAACAUACAUCACCAAAAAUGUGAAAGUUUUAUUUGAAGCAAAAUUCUCCACAGAACAUUGCAGAACCAAAAAGGCCAAAUACAGCAUCUUUUAUUCCACAAAAAUCGUUAUCAGGUGAUGAUUUAUUUCAAAAAAUAAAAGAAAAAGAGACUUCUUUAUCUUCUAAAAGGACAUGUUCUACUUCUCAAACACCAAAAAGCAGUUAUCUUGCAAAUGGAAAAGCAUUGACUUACAAAAAUCCGAAUUCUAAAGUUUUGCAUAAGAACUUGCAAGCUUUUGACCAAUACAACGAUUUACCAUCAAAUAAGCUAAAAAUACUUUUAGAUCCACGAAUAGUUAAAUUAGACGAAAAAGGAGUUAGAUCAAUUCAGAAAAAAUUAGAAGAAGAACAAAAAGAAGAAGAAAAAAAAGAAAACUGGAUCAAAGAAAACAGAUACAAAACCAUAGCUACUUUUUUAAAAAAACAGCAGUAUUCUAAAGAUCUCCAAGAAAGAUCAGGCUUACGAUACAUAAGAUGUGGCCCAGAAAAAUGCUCACCUACUAUAACAGACAGACUAGCUAUCCUUUCAACCCCAAAAUCUAAAAAACAAAUAAAACCUGAAGAUCUACUUGACGCUCGAGGGUUACUUACAAUAGACUACGAAGACGCCAUCCGGGAGGUUUCAGGGUUUCCAAGAGCCUCAAAAACUUCCCAAUUAGCUCUCCGAAAAUCAGAAAUUUUCCCAAUCCCUCUCUCUUUACAACAAACUGACAGAAUCUCCAGCAAAACCCCAAAAUCAAAAUCCACAACCCGCUCGUUUUCUGUGCAUUCUAAAAAAUGUGCCUUAUCUCAAACAGAAAUCAAAGAAGGCUUAAAAGACAUCAACGACUUCCACAAAAAAUUCGGCGAACUCAAAGGACGUGUCGGAUUUCCACAAAUCGACCUAGAAAAAUAUAAAUCGUGUAAUAAUCCCUAA